This is a messenger RNA of Gastrolobium bilobum, 1914 nucleotides long. RefSeq names its product nucleolar protein 56-like. The transcript is spliced from 8 exons. The record is from RefSeq and is a predicted model, not a curated record. The coding region runs from base 62 to 1720 and encodes 552 amino acids. NCBI's taxonomy places the organism in Eukaryota, Viridiplantae, Streptophyta, Magnoliopsida, Fabales, Fabaceae. Gene Ontology annotation, molecular function: snoRNA binding. Gene Ontology annotation, cellular component: box C/D methylation guide snoRNP complex; small-subunit processome.
CUCUAACGCUAUUUUAACCUCGCUCUCUCUGAGUUCUAGGGUUUUGCAUUCAGUCGUGUCGAUGGCGUUGUUCUUGCUCUGUGAAUCUGCCUCUGGCUAUGCCCUGUUCGAGGCUCAUGGCGUCGACGAAAUCGGUCAGAACACUCAAGAGGUUCGGAAAUCCGUUUCGGAUUUGAACAGGUUUGGGAAGGUCGUCAAGCUUCGCUCUUUCAAUCCUUUUACCUCUGCUCUCGAUGCUCUCAAACAGUGCAAUGCCGUCUCCGAAGGCAUAUUGACUGAUGAACUGAGGACUGUUUUGGAGACUAACUUACCUAAAGUGAAGGAUGGUAAGAAGUCUAAGUUCAGUUUAGGUGUAUCAGAUCCUAAGAUUGGUUCGCAGAUAUCUGAAGUGUCUAAAAUUCCUUGCCAAAGUAAUGAGUUUGUGAAUGAAUUACUUCGUGGUGUGCGGUUCCAUUUUGAUAGGUUUGUCAAUGAUCUCAAGUCAGGAGAUUUGAUUAAGGGACAACUUGGUCUGGCGCAUAGUUAUAGCAGAGCAAAGGUGAAAUUUAAUGUUAAUCGAGUUGACAAUAUGGUCAUUCAAGCAAUCUUCCUUCUUGAUACACUUGAUAAGGAUAUCAAUUCGUUCUCCAUGAGAGUCAGAGAAUGGUAUUCAUGGCAUUUUCCUGAACUGGUGAAGAUUGUAAAUGAUAAUUAUCUGUAUGCCAAAGUUUCAAAAUUUAUUGAGGAUAAAUCAAAGUUGUCUGAAGACAAUAUUUCAGACUUAACUGAAGUUGUUGGAGAUGAAGAUAAAGCAAAAGAGAUUGUGGAAGCUGCCAAGGCCUCCAUGGGUCAGGAUUUGUCUCCAGUGGACUUGAUUAAUGUUCAGCAAUUUGCACAGAGGGUAAUGGACCUAUCUGAGUACAGGAGGAAGCUGUAUGAUUACCUGGUUGCAAAAAUGAAUGAUAUUGCACCAAAUUUGGCAUCUUUAAUUGGUGAAGUUGUUGGUGCUCGAUUAAUUUCCCAUGCUGGUAGCCUCACAAAUUUAGCUAAGUGCCCCUCUUCAACUCUUCAAAUUCUUGGGGCAGAGAAAGCUUUGUUCAGGGCCUUAAAAACAAAAGGAAACACUCCUAAAUAUGGGUUGAUAUUCCACUCUUCUUUUAUUGGUCGAGCAUCUGCCAGAAAUAAGGGUCGAAUGGCUCGCUAUCUUGCAAACAAAUGCUCCAUUGCAUCCCGGAUUGACUGCUUUUCUGAAAGCGGUACUUCUGCGUUUGGAGAGAAACUACGUGAGCAAGUUGAGGAGCGACUUGACUUUUAUGACAAGGGAGUUGCCCCUCGUAAGAACAUAGAUGUCAUGAAGUCUGUUAUUGAAAAUGCUGAAAACAAAGUUGCUGCAGAUACGGAGAUGGAAGCUGAAGAAGUGCCUGUUGAAAUUUCAGCCAAGAAAGCCAAGAAGAAGAAGCAAAAACCUGCUGCUGAUGAUGAAGUUGAUGACAUGGCCGUAGAUAAGCCCACAGAAAUUACAAAUGGUGAUGCAGUGGAGGAUCAUAAAUCAGAAAAGAAGAAGAAAAAGAAAGAAAAAAGAAAAUUGGACCAGGAGAUGGAUGAUCAGGUUGUCGAUGACAGUGCCAAUGGGGUCGCAGUUAAAAAGAAGAAUAAAGGGGAUGAUAAUGGGGAAGUACUGGAGGCUGCUAAUGAGACUAAGAAGAAGAAAAAGAAAUCAAAAAGUAAGGAUACCGAGUAAACUAUGGAUUGCAGUUUUAACGGUUGAAAUCGAAUUUGUCAUAUUAUAGUUUUGGAUAAUUUUAAAUUUUGUUUGCUUUGAACUUUUACCAGUUGCUGCACUGACUAAGAAGAAAAAGAAAUCAAAAAGUAAGGAUACCGAGUAAACUAUGGAUUGCAGUUUUAACUGUUGAAAUCGAAUCUGUCAUAUUAUAU